AGAUUAUGUUUGGUGGUUCGAAUGCAACUGGUACGGGAUUUACCUUUGGGUCAACUUCAACUACAACAAAUGUGACAACAACAGGUACAUCGGGAACAACGAAACCAUUGUUUUCUUUUGGUAGUACUACGACAGCUUCUACCGCCACAACUACUACACAGUCCUCUGGUUUUUCUUUUGGCGCCUCGUCGAAACCAUUGGUAUUUGGUGGAACUGCUGCAGGUGUUCCUUCCAGUACGGGAACCACAACUGGGUUUAGUUUUGGAUCCACAACCAAUAAAGGAACGGGAAGCAUUUUUGGCAGUACAUUUGCUUCAUCUGCCAAUUCGCCUUCGACAACUGCUGGUGGUGGAUUUACGUUUGGUGCUAAACUGGCUGGUAGCUCUGGUGGUUUGUUUGGCACUUCCACAACUGCAUCAUCAUUGGCAGCAGCAACAGCAGCAACAACAACUACUACAAUAAGUACGGCUCCUGCAAAUACGACUGCAUCAAUCUUUUCAUCAUCACUUGGUACAAGUGUUGGUGCAAAGCCAUCUUCAUUAUUCUCUAAUCUCACAUCACCGACGGCAACGACAGCAUCAGCCACUACCACAAACGUGCAGCCAUGCAGUGGAAGCCUUUUGUUUGGGACUGCAGCAACAACUGUAGCAAAUACCGGUUUAGGAUUUGGGUCAUCAAUUACAACGACGACUAUUGCAACAACCAGUACAGCUCCAUUUUCCUUUGGUACUUCAGUUUCUAAUAGCCAUCUUCCUGGCUCUUUGUUUGGACCCACAAUAUUGCAACCGGCUACUUCUGUUGCUCCAGCUGUUGGUACUUCCACGACUGGUCUUUUUGGUCAGAAAUCGGCUUCUGGCGGUUCAUUCGAUCAAGUUGCUGUUACAACAUCUAGCACUGUUGCAAUAUCUGGGUUUCUGUUUGGUACUCCUACUACAGCAAAAUCAACAUUUGGAUUAUCUACGGUAAUUAGCACUGCUACACCUACUACUACUUCUACAAUCACUACUACUGUGACGGCACCGAUAUUAUCCUUUGGUUUCAACACCACUGCCCCUGUGACGGGAACCACAGCGCCGUCUCUGUUUGGUUCUGCUGCAUCUUCAUUAACUGCGACUACUACUACUGCACCAGCCGUUGUGUUUGGAUCUGCUACUUCCGUGGCAGCUCCUCAAUUUGCGGGAUUGUUCGAGACUAAAACUACAUCAGUCACAACAUCGACAACUACGACGUCAAUAUCUGGAUUAAGCAAUGCAGCACUUCCAACUCUAACGCCGUCAUUGGCAACUACAACCAAUAGUACUACAAUGCUUCCUUUUGGUACAGGGCCACUAAAUGGAUCAUCAGCUACGGCCACCUCUUUCACUCCAUCUGCUACUGCUGCGUUUACUUUUGCUUCAGUUGCCAUACCAACACCGAGUGCACUACCGCCAGCACAGCCAGUUCUUGAUGUAAGCGAAGAGAUCAAACAGCUGGAAGAGGAGAAGGACCGGUUUUUGCACGCUGUUGAUUUCAUUUCUCAACAGCAAACUGAACUUGAAUCUUUAGUUGUUGAUCUGGAAAAAGCUUUGGGUCUUAGUGAUUGGACGGAAAUGGCACCAAUAGGACUACCGGAUCCAGGUGUAGCUACUCAUGCCGACAUGCAACGACAGGCUAUGUUGCAGUUACAGUUACAGAUUGAUGCGCAGCUGAAACAAGCAGAUGAUGAUAUAAAUGACAUUAUCGAACAGGUUAAAGAACUACAAAGAAUUAGUCAAGGUGUCGAUGAUCAGGCUGAAACAGCAGACCAAAUUGCGCAGAUCCUUAGGCGUCAGUUGGAUGCUCUUCAGUGGAUUGAUGAACAGAGCUGUGAUUUGAAAAAAAAGUAA
This is a messenger RNA of Loa loa (African eye worm), 1865 nucleotides long. Its product is annotated as nuclear pore protein. Gene Ontology annotation, molecular function: structural constituent of nuclear pore; phospholipid binding. Bases 6 to 1865 code for a protein of 619 amino acids. Gene Ontology annotation, cellular component: nuclear pore central transport channel; nuclear pore. The transcript has 13 exons. NCBI's taxonomy places the organism in Eukaryota, Metazoa, Nematoda, Chromadorea, Rhabditida, Onchocercidae. Gene Ontology annotation, biological process: RNA export from nucleus; protein import into nucleus. The record is from RefSeq and is a predicted model, not a curated record.